AUGUCUUUCUUUCGUUCAUUCAAUAUAAAUACUAAAGAAACACCUGCAGAUUAUGGUCAAGCACAACCGAACAGUUGUUAUAACAUUCAGCAAUGGCCAUACUAUCGAGAUCUAGCUAUUCAAUCCGGUCACUCGGCAAUUUCAUCUGAACUCGCCUCGCUUCGUUAUUCUCGUCUCGAACGUUCUCUCUAUAAUCUUGUUUACACACCCAAUGACGAACUCGAUCAGUUUAUUCUCUAUCUUGACUCCCGCUCGUUCGCCCCGCAUUUACAAUUUAUCCUUGAAGUGAACAAUUUCGAAAAAGUCAUUCGAGAAAACAGUAUCGACGAUCAGCAAACAAUCGCAUUAACAUUAUUUCAUAAAUAUUUAUCCAUUGAUGCAAAAUAUUUCCUUCCAAUCAAUGACGAAAUUCGACGAACAACUUUAUUAUUGAUUUGCCCUUCAGAUGAAAGUAGUCAACCUGAUCCGAAUUGUUUUCAAAUGGCACGAGAAUAUAUUUGGCAAUUGAUCGAACGGAGUGAAUAUCAAACUUAUCUACAGAGUAGUUUUCAUAUUAAAUAUCAACUGAAGAUCGUGAAAGGAAAUCAAUUACAGUUACAUGAUUUUCUUUAUCACAAACCAUCAUUGUCGUAUUUGAUAGAAUUUGCAGAACGAGAGAAUAUUAUUGAUCUCGUUCGGUUUUGGAUUGAUGUCGAACAAUUUUAUCACAAUAUUACAAAUCGAGAACUUAAUGAUCAAAUACUCGUCGAAAACGCUCUCUCAAUUUACGAUCAAUACAUUUCUAUGCAAGCACCUGCACGCUUAGGUUUCGAUGAUGCAAUUCGAACAAAGAUCGAAUGUAGUAUUUGUCAACCAGAUCGAACUAUUGGUCCAUUGGUUGAUACAUUUGAUCAAGCAGUUUGGAUGAUCUAUACUAUUUUACAACAAGAAUAUUUUCCUCGGUUUCUACGCAGUGUAAGCUUUCAUCGAUAUACAAAUGACCUUAUGAUCAGAUUAAAACACAAUGAUUGUGUUACUAGUUUCCAACGAAAGAAAUCUAAUGACUUUGAUUCAAUCUCGGUUGAACUCGAAAACGUACCUCAGGCAACAUCGUUCGGACAUCAAACAGGUAUUACGAAAUCGUCAUCCUGUUCAAAUAUCAAUGACGAAAUCGAAGCGAAAUCUAAAGGAAGACUAUCCAUGGGAUAUGUGGACUCCUUAGGUCGUUUUAUUCGUGAUCAUGAUGUUACUUCUACUGAUAUAUCUUCAACUCCCAAUCGUAAACCAUAUUCUAAACCAUUACAAUUUUUCACCCACUUAGUCCGCAAUGAGCCAGAUUCGAUGGUAACGGAAGAAGAUGCAGCACGAUUUGCAGCAACACUUAUUAAUGAAAUCACCAAUCGCACUGUUAACAUAGAUACCGACUAG
Adineta ricciae is the source of this 1407-nucleotide messenger RNA. NCBI's taxonomy places the organism in Eukaryota, Metazoa, Rotifera, Eurotatoria, Adinetida, Adinetidae. The record is from the annotation of a GenBank genome assembly.